UAUUUACGUUGCUCGAAACGAGGACCCCUGUCCUUUAAUUGACCCAAGCUAAUGAACCAUGUGUAUGUUAGAUGCAUUUUCACCUCUCCAAAUUGAUGAAAUCGGGACCAUGAUAUAGACUUGUAUCUUUUCCACAUAAAGCAUGUGCUUACUAUACUAUGGAAUUGAAUGACUUGUCGGUCGGACUAGUAAAACAAUCGAUCGAAUGGAAUAGCUUAUGAUUUUUUGUCUGUUUAGGGGGUUAGCACUUAGCAAUAAGUCAGCUAGUUGAUAGCAAUUAAAUAGUGAAUGUUUGACAUUAAUACGAUCUGAUUGAUUUAUUGGUUCAAUAUUUUAACAGAAACAUAGAAUUACAAAAAAAAAAGCGAGAGGUGAAAACAUGAGGACCAACCGUAAUUUUUCUUCUUCUUACUUCCUCUUCAAUUUGUUUCUAGUUUGCGCUUUGUAACCCCUUCAUAUAGAUUCCCGCUUUUCCUUCCUGAUACAACCGAAACUACUCUAUUAUAUGGACGAUUUUGUAAACGAUGCACCAGCCGUUCCGUAACGAGUAAGCAUUGAAUCGUAGAUCACUAAAAAAAAAUUUGGAUCAACAUCCAGUCUGAUUCUCAAAGCAUAGUCCUAGAAUUUCGUGCAUUAUCUGUAUUUUUGCUGAUAUCGUCAAAAAUUCGUAAAGAUAAUGGAAGAAACCAAUAUCAAUUAAUAUUAAGAACAUUUACUGUCAGGUUGCCAGUUGCUCCCAACAUUUUGAAUUCUGGAGAGAAGUUCAUAUAUAAAUCUUAACCACCUUCUUACAUUCCUCUUCAUAUGAAAGCCCAACUCACGGAAGCGCGGUAAACCAACGUUGUGCCAAAUCAAAACAAACCAUCAACAAUUUUCCCAACAGAAAGAGGAUUAAUAUAAACACCUUAGGAGUGGCAUGGUAAUUAUGAAAGCAGUAAAACCUCACGAUUCAAAAAUCAUAAUGAAGCAUUUAGCUUUGUUUUAUUAGAAAUUGAUUUAAGGUUUUGUGUCUUUCUCAAUCUCACGUGGAUGCCAAUAUAUAAAGCAAAAAAACAGGCAGCCCGUGCGAUUGCCCGAACCCCAUGCCCGAGAAGUAGUGAUGGCAAUGGGUCGGGCGGAUACCUCAAUACCCAUGCCUCGUCCCACGCUAUUAUGGGUCGGGCCGGGUAAUAUCCGUGCGGGUACGGGGUGGGGCGGGUCGACCCACUCUUAUAUGCUAUUUGAAAAAAUACACACAAAAAUUUAAUUUUUACGGCAAAACCAAGGGGAAAAGACUUCAUCAAUGAAUAAUAGUGAUAAUAUAAUGGGUAAUUGAGUCUAUCUAGUUGAAAGAUCAAGUCGAACUAUUUAAGGAAAAAUCAAAAUAUGAUAUAAACCAAUGGAUGACAUAAAAAAUUGACCUAGAACUGGCCAAGAAUGAGGCAGGGCGGGUAGGAAGUUGAUACCAUGCCCCGCCCCAUGCUACUACGAGUCGGGUAAUACCCACCCAAUCGCGGAUCAGAUCGUGUAAUACCCGGCGGGACGGGUCGAAAUUGCCAUCCCUACCGAGAAGCAUCAAGAUCCGCCAGAAAACGAGCACGUCGCCCCGUUUCAGUGGCUGAGGAUAUCCGGGCAGCAACCACAAAACCCACCGCGGGCAGCUGUGGCCUCCGUAAAAAUAUCUAGGAAAAAACCCAUGGUGCCGGCCCGGCCCGGCCCGCCACCAGCUCCGCAUUUUAGAUUUUUCCUCUCCCAACCCAACCAAUCAGGUGCGAGGUUUAGAUCCAGAAUUGAGUUUCAGCCGCCGUUAACGCCCGCCGUUAGAUAGAUAUACGAAGAUAUCUCCCUGCUUCCUCCGCCGCACGAUUGACUGUGGGACCCGCGCCCCACUACAAUAAUCCCAUUGUCAUGCAUGGUUUAAUGCCCCGUAUUAUGCAUAUGAUUAAAGCUUAAUCAUCUUUAAUUUAAUUAUAAUAACAAAUUUAUAUUCCUAAUAGGUAACGACAUAUAACUUCUCGAGUAUACAAUACGAAAUGUAUUUCACCGUUAGAUGUAUUUGAAGUUGUUUGAAAGUUGUGAAUUUUUUUAAUUAUUACUAUAUUCAUACUGUUUAGAAUUCUUUUUUUUUUUGUGUGCACACACGAUAACAAUGCAAGGAUUUUUCCAAAAGUAGCACUGUUUUAAAAUUUUUUUAUAAAAAUAGCACCCAAAUCCGAAAAAUUACAAAAGUAGCACCCUUUCUGCAAAACCGCCACCCGUACCAGCGGUUUAGGUUAAAACCGCCACCCGGGGGAGCGUUUUUCGAUGAAAACUGCACUGGCAGGGGGCGGUUUUACAGACCGCACCCUCACCAUGCGGUUUGGUUGCAGAUCGCACUCCCACCAUGCGGGUUGGUUGCAGAUCGCACCCCCACCAUGCGAUCUGCUUUUUUUUUUUUUUUUUGAAAAUCCUAACCUAGGUGGAAACUUCAAACGAACGUAUCUUUGUGUUCGGGUAUCCUAAUGUCGCGAAUUUUUUUUGAUUCCGCAUAACUUUUUGAGAUCUUACAAGUCAAAGACUGUCGAAGGUGGUUUGGUCCCGCCUUCGUCCCAAAAAAUGUCGUUUGCUACCCCGAACGAGCUUUUUUCCGAUUUCGUCAAACUUUGGACAACCAUAACUUUGUGCUCCAAAAUCCAAACGACAUGAAUUUUUUUUUAUUUCGCAUAACUUUUUAAGGACUACAAUUUUACUAAGAAUGAAUUUUCAAAACGGGAAUUAUUUUUGGAUAUACUGGAUUUUAGGAAUAGCUUACCUUCCCUUCUCAGCAAUCCACGUACAUAUUGAAAUUAUGUCUAUGAUAAAAGUUGUAUUCCUUAAAAAAUUAUGAGAAAUAAAAAAAAUUUAUGCCGUUUGGAUUUUGGAGCACAAAGUUAUGGUUGUCCAAAGUUUGACGAAAUCGAAAAAAAGCUCGUUCGGGGUAGCAAACGACAUUUUUUGGGACGAAGGCGUGACCAAACCACCUUCGGCAGUCUUUGACUUGCAAGAUCUCAAAAAGUUAUGCGGAAUAAAAAAAAAUCGUGACGUUCGGAUACCCGAACACAAAGAUACGUUCGUUUGAAGUUUCCGCCUAGGUUAUGAUUUUUCAAAAAAAAAAAAAAAGCAGAUCGCAUGGUGGGGGUGCGAUCUGCAACCAAACCGCAUGGUGGGGGUGCGGUCUGUAAAACCGCCCCCUGUCAGUGCGUUUUCAUCGAAAAACGCGCCCCGGGUGGCGGUUUUUACCUAAACCGCUAGUACGGGUGGCGUUUUUGCAGAAAGGGUGCUAUUUUUGAAAUUUUUCGGAGUUGUGUGCUAUUUUUGGAUUUUUUUUUAAACAGUGCUACUUUUGGAAAAAUCCCAACAAUGCAUGCAUGGUUUAUGUGAUAGAACGUAAACUACCAAUAUAAAUGAGUGAUUGUUACUUAUAUCUCAACUUUUAAUUGAGAUUGUUGAUUUUAACUAAUAAUAACUUAUGGAACAAAUUAACAAAACCUUCGCAUAAUUAAUUAGUGGAAGUCGUUUUCUCUGCAAAUUUGUUUUAAAUUGUCAAACUCCUCUAUCGCUCACCGGCAGAAAGAUUGAUUCCAUCUUUAAUUAAUUCCAACCCCAGGAAUUAGCUAAUCAAUUUGAAGCUAAACUCGUUUUUAUAUUGUGGGGAUGGUUAGCGUUGGUAGAAUGUGAUUGGAGGAAGGAUAGUAGGUGUCGUGGAAGAAGAAGAAGAAGAAGUAGUGAAGUAAAGAACAAUCUAGAACGACAAAAAACCAACCCCGCAAAAGCUAAAUAGAAAAGUGUGGAGGUGAAUGUCGGUCGCCCCACCAUCCAUUAAACCCUAUUGAUUAACCCCUAAAUAUUAAUUAAUUAGUUGAAUCAUCACUACUAAGAGCAUGCUAUAUUGGCUAGUUAUAACAAAAAAUUAGUCUCUAAUUAGCUAUUAAGUUAAAAGUUUUUUAGUCCGUCUACAUUUUGUAGGUUUUCCAUGUUAGAGAGUGGUUUAAGAUACAGCAGAACCUUCUCCCAAUAACUCGAGUUAUUGGGAGCAACUGGUUUAUGACAUGGUACCAGAGCUGGUUUGGUCAAAUGGGCGUGUGUUCGAAACUCCACGACCCUCAAUAUUAACAUUUGAUUAAAGCACAAGGUAUGAUGGGCCUGUGCAAACUUCAAGCCCAUGAGUUGGCGCAAUGAUGAGCCCGUAGGUUUUACGAUUACGAUUUUGUUGAGCUGUUUUGAUCUUGAUUGGUCUGUACCACUUAUGGGCUUUAAAAUCUUACGCUACUCAUAAUUUAAAUCAUUAAAAUCUAGUUUUCGAGAGAAUUUUAACGAUUUUAACUUGCAUGUUGAAUUAGUUAAAUGCAGAGCAAGUUGAACCGAGUUAACGAAACUAGAUCAAAUUCUUGGAUCAAUUUUACUCCCCCUCCUCAAUUUAGCGAAACAUAACGUUUUUUUCCUCUCCAAUUCUCCUCCAUCAACAUCAUUUCGUUCUCUCUCGCUUUGGCCACCAACGACUAUCAUAAAUCCACACCAACUUACAGAAUCAUCAAUGAUUCAUCACUUCCCAACAACCAUAAAUGCAUCAACAACCCAAAGCCGCGCGCCAUCCGACAACUGAUAAUACUUUUCUUUCAACUGUUCAUUACAACAACAAACCGGUGGUGUUGAAAGACCCGAUACGACAACUGUAUAUCGACUGCUCAUUCAUCAUCAUGUCUACUCGACGAUGCUACGACAACGUAUAGAAUUUUUUUUUAUGUUUAAAAUGGAUAUAUGAAAGCUUAGAAAAAGAGUGGACAAAGGAAGAGAUAGCUACUCUCUGAUUGAAAGAGCCACAGAUAUAGCCAUGUCUCGUGGAGCAAGCAACAACCCUUUACUUCUUAUCUCUUCCUAUUUAUUUGGCCAACUUCUCCUUAACGUACCUAUAACGUGCAUGUUAACAUACAUAACAUAACAUGUUCAUGUGACCAGCCCGCAGUUGGCAAAGUAACCCAACUUGCUUAGCCAAACUUCAUCAUGCACCAAAUAUUCGGGGCCAAUAUUAAAGUUGUAUCAAACCCGGUCUAUUAUAUACUAGAUCAUCGUGUGCCGAUCAUUCGAGUUGAUUUUUAAUAUUUAACCGUUGAUAUCACUUGUACGUAUUACUAGGGUUGCAAAUGAGUCGAGUCGAGUUUUACCUCAGCCUGAGCUCGGCUCGUUAAUAAACGAGUCGAGCUCGAGGUCAGCUCAUUUAUUAACGAGCCGAGUCGAGUUCGAGCUAGCUUGUUUAUUAAAAUCUUAACUUUUAUUUGAUACUUCAUUUUGUAUAUCAUAAUACAUAUGAUUUAUUUUGUUAGCUAAUCUCAUAUUAUACUUUGUUGGUAUCAUAUAUAAUUUAGUUAAUAAAUUUUAACUACUCCAAAUCAUGUUAUUUCAUAGUAUCGAAGCAAUUUAUGAUGCAUAAUUUCUUUUUAAAGUAGAAAAUAAGAUAUAUUUGCUCACAAACUCAACGUGCUAAACUUAUAUAUGGUGAGAUUUAUAAUUUAACAACCAUAUGAAUUAAAAUCAUAAGAUAUAGAUUGAUUCGUCCAUAAGUUGGUAAUCGAGUUGGCUCUCUAGCCACAUGUCAAGACAUAUCAUGAGCUCUAAACGAGCCAGCUCACGAGUUUAGCUCAACAAGCCACCGAAUCGAGCUAGCUCGCGAGCUUCACGAGCUGAACAAAGGUGAGUUCGUGUUCAGCUCGUUUAUUAACGAGUCGAGUUUCGAACGAGCUUUUCUCGAGUCGAACGCCAAGCCGCUCGACUCAUUUGCAGCCCUACGUAUUAUAGAUGGCUGAAAACAAACAAGAGAUAAAGUCGAACCCAACGAAAGAAGGAAACAUCGAAAGAACCUUUACGUUCCACCAAAUGGACAACCCUAUUCCAAACAAACCAAACACUAAACUGAAACAAACUCACCACGCAAAGUCACGAUCUCCUCGAAUUGCCCAUCUACCAUGAUGAUCUCAUUGACUUUAUGAUGGAACAAUGAAAAUUGCAUGUUACAUCUUUUUUCACCACUUGGGCUCUAAGCCCUGGACGCCGGCCCAUUUGAAGGAACAGAAAUGGGCUUCAACGGAGCCCACUCCUUACUUCUCUCAAUUGGCACGUGCAUCCCGCUCUCGCCACGUGCGGGUGCCAGUUAGUCCUCCUCGUUCGACGGUCAACCCGAAGAAAAAAGAAAGACGCAGGAAAGCCGGAAAGUGAAUCAAUCAAUCCGAAAAUGCAAAAAAGCGACCAGCUAAUCGGGAGAUCGGAAGAGAAGUGAUCGCUUGUUUCUCAGAUCACCGGAAAACCUCCCCGUUGCUGUAGUCUCUAUUCUACCUGUUGAAAGCUCAGCUCCCAAAAUGAAGCUCCUCGUCGGUAUUCUCUUCUCCUUCUUCCUCGCUGUUCCCUCCGCCGUCGCCAGAGGCGGCGAGCGCGGCGGCACUCUCUCAGAUUAUGAGAAUGAUAGGAGCAAUGUGGCUACUACUGCACGGAUUUUGCUUGAAGAUGAGAAGUCACAGAACAAGAUCGCUAGAGCUCGUGGUUACAUGACGAACUCGGAUCUCGAGGAGGCAGUGAAGGAUUUUGGGGGAAGAUGUAGCAACAUUUCUAGGAUAUACAGUAUCGGGGAGAGUGUGAAUGGAGUUCCGCUGUGGGUAAUAGAAAUUUCUGACAAGCCUGGAGAAGAAGAGGGUGAGCCUGCGUUCAAGUAUAUUGGAAAUGUUCAUGGGGAUGAACCUGUUGGGCGUGAACUUCUUAUUCGAUUAGCUAAUUGGAUAUGCGACAACCAUUUGAAGGAUCCUCUGGUCAGAUCAAUUGUGGAAAAUAGUCACCUUCACAUUCUUCCAUCCAUUAACCCUGAUGGUUUUGCACUACAGAGGCGUGGUAAUGCAAAAAAUAUUGAUCUGAAUCGUGAUUUUCCUGACCAGUUCUUUCCUCUGAAUGAUGAUAUAAAUACGCGUCAGCCUGAAACAGCAGCAGUUAUGAAAUGGUUGGGAGAGAGACGUUUUACAGGUUCUGCAACUUUGCACGGGGGUGCACUUGUUGCAAAUUAUCCAUGGGAUGGUACCCGUGAUGGAAGGAAACAUUAUUAUUCAUGCCCUGAUGAUGAUACUUUCCGGUUCCUAGCAAGCACUUAUAGUCGAUCUCACCAUAACAUGUCUUUGAGCAAGGAGUUCCCAGGGGGCAUAACAAAUGGAGCACUUUGGUACCCAAUAUAUGGAGCAAUGCAAGAUUGGAACUACAUACAUGCUGGAUGUUUCGAGUUGACCUUGGAAAUCAGUGAUGAUAAAUGGCCUAUGAUAGAUGAGAUCCCUACACUUUGGGAGUACAACAAAAUGAGUUUGCUGAACCUUGCAGCUUCAGUUUUGAAGACAGGCGUACAUGGAAGGAUCUUUGCCUCAGAUUCUGGAACUCCUUUGCCUGGAUUUAUCACCAUCAAGGGAAUAAACUACACGGUGACCGCUGGCAGAGCAUUCGGGGACUAUCAUCGGCUACUGGUCCCUGGAGACAGAUACGAAGUCCUGGCUUCUAUGUCCGGGUACAAAUCUAAGACGACGACCAUAUCACUAGGAGAGGUAGCCAUGACACUGGAUUUCAUUCUCGAUCCAGAGACCACAACCGAGCGGUAUUUAUGGAGAACUUCUGGUUGCAACUGUGGCAGCAGCAGCAGCGGCGGAGGCAAGUUUGGCCUCGAAAUGUUGUGGACGCUGCACUUGGAAGUUUAUGCUGUUAUCAUCAUAUUACUCUUUUGGUUUCUGUUAAGGAGGAGAUUGAAAUCCAAUCUCUUGAACGAUAAACCGCAGGCAGCGCGAAGUUCCUUACUUCCUGCGUAGGCAGCUUGUAGUAAACUUGUACAACAAUUUGUACCAUGGUUAUAUGAAAAGUUCAGGCCAUACACAAGAAAACUUCUUUGACCAAUUUAAAAAUAUGUUAAACUAAUAAUUUAUCGGCCCCUCCUACACAAAAUUUAUGGCUCCAAGCCCUCCAACCCUGAACCCGAGUGAAUUUUUAGCGUCACAAGUGUUUGGUGAAAUUUGUGGUCGAGGUGUAUACACGUGUAGGUUCUGUCAUUUUGGUUUGCCUUAAAUUUUGGUCUAUUUUCAAUAUGAAUGUCCCUCUUUAAAUGUACACACAUGAGUCCCUCCUCUACACACAUAAAUGUAUUCACCAAGUUGCUCUCAGUUAACGCAAUGUCCCACUUGCUGUAUAUUGGCGGCGAAACAAGGGCCAAGAAAGAGCUACAUUUCUAUUCCAUUGGGUGGUGGUGGUAGAAAUUUGAACCCGCCAUACCGUGUAGGGUUUUAUUCAAUCUGAUUCGUAUCGAGGUGGGUAAUAUCCAACUCGCAAUAGCGUGGGAUGGCAUACGAGUACCGCUUCCGUUUUGCCUCGCUCCGUUCAUGAUUCAUUCCACCUUAAUUUGUGUUAAUAUUUUAAUUAUAUUUACGUAAGGGUUAUUGAAGGAUCAAGUCUGACUAACUAGUUGAAUAAAAAGUCCAAAAUAAG
Linum trigynum is the source of this 8490-nucleotide messenger RNA. NCBI's taxonomy places the organism in Eukaryota, Viridiplantae, Streptophyta, Magnoliopsida, Malpighiales, Linaceae. The record is from the annotation of a GenBank genome assembly.